This is a messenger RNA of Tyto alba (common barn owl), 5385 nucleotides long. It is a transcript of the gene ADD2, whose product is annotated as adducin 2. Gene Ontology annotation, molecular function: actin filament binding. Lineage: Eukaryota; Metazoa; Chordata; Aves; Strigiformes; Tytonidae. The transcript has 15 exons. The record is from RefSeq and is a predicted model, not a curated record. The coding region runs from base 287 to 2464 and encodes 725 amino acids. Gene Ontology annotation, cellular component: cytoskeleton; plasma membrane; postsynaptic density. Gene Ontology annotation, biological process: barbed-end actin filament capping.
CCUCCCCACCCCAGGCACCGAGUGAUGUGGGGGGGCCCUUAGACACCCCUCUGCUCUCCCUCCUUCUCCUUGGGGGGAAAAUCCCACGGGGAUGCUCAGGACCUUGCUGCCACUUGACGUUCCCCUCCGGCGUGGGCCGGGGGCUGCUGUGGGACACCACCACCCCCCCCCCGAGGGAAUUUUAGCCUGGAAAAGGCCCCCCCACUUCUGAGCCAGGGGAUGAGGGUGGCGGGGCCUGACGCCGUCCGUCCGUCCGUCUGCCCGUCCAUCCGUCCCUGCCGGCAGGAUGAGCACGGCUGCCAGCCCGGAGCCCCUGCCCUCGCCCCCCGCCCCCGCGCCCCGAUACCUGGGGGGUUUGGCCGAGGACGACCCCGAGUACCUGCGGGCACGGAACAUGGCAGCCGACCUGCGGCAGGACUUCAACAUGAUGGAGCAGAAGAAGCGGGUCACCAUGAUCCUCCAGAGCCCGUCUUUCAGGGAGGAGCUGGAGAGCCUCAUCCAGGAGCAGAUGAAGAAGGGGAACAACUCGUCCCACAUCUGGGCCCUGCGGCAGAUCGCCGACUUCAUGGCCACCACGUCCCCCGCCGUCCUCCCCACCUCCCCCAUGGGGCUGGCGGCUGUCACCCCCAUCAACGACCUGCACGGCCCCGAGGCGCCGGCGCUGGCCAAGGGCGAGCGGCUGAUGCGGUGCAAGGUGGGCAGCAUCCAUCGCCUGCUCGACCUCUAUGGCUGGGCCCAGCUGGGACACGCCGCCGUCACCCUGCGGGUGAGCAAGGAGCAGGAGCAUUUCUUGGUGGCCCCACAGGGGCUGGCGUGCAGCGAGGUGACAGCAGCCAGCCUGAUCAAGGUGAACGUGCUGGGGGCCGUGGUGGAGCAGGGCAGCACCGGCUUCGCCCCCGACGCCCGCAGCUUCAGCCUCCACGCCGCCAUCUACGCCGCCCGCCCUGACACCCGCUGCAUCAUCCGCCUGCACACGCCGGCCACGGCUGCAGUGUCGGCCAUGCGCUGCGGCGUGCUGCCCAUCUCCCGCGCCGCGCUGCUGCUGGGGGACGUCGCCUACUUCGAUUUCCGCGGGGAGGUGGAGGACGAAGCCGAUCGGGUCGAGCUCCAAAAAUCCCUCGGCCCCACCUGCAAGAUCCUGGUGCUGCGCAACCACGGGGUGCUGGCACUGGGCGACACCGCCGAGGAGGCUUUUUACAGCAUCUUCCAUCUGCAGGCGGCCUGCGAGAUCCAGGUGUCGGCGCUGGCGAGCGCGGGCGGCGCGGAGAACCUGAUCGUGCUGGAGCGCGCCAAGCACCGGCCCCACGAGGUGGGCUCGGUGCGCUGGGCCGGCAGCACCUUCGGGCCCAUGCAGAAGAGCCGCUUGGGCGAGCACGAAUUCGAAGCCCUGAUGAGGAUGUUGGACAACCUGGGUUACCGCACGGGCUACACCUACCGCUACCCCUUCGUGCAGGAGAAGAGCAAGCCCAAAAGCGACGUGCUGAUCCCCGCCACGGUGACGGCCUUCGUCUUCGAGGAGGAGGCUGCCCCCGUCCCCGCGCUGCGGCAGCAUGCCCAGAAGCAACAGAAGGAGAAGACGCGGUGGCUCAACACCCCCAACACCUACAUGAGGGUCAACGUGGCCGAGGAGCAGCAGGGCACUGCCAGCAGCCAGAAGACAAAGACGACGUGGCUGAAAGCAGAUGAGGUGGAAAAAGGCAGCAGCGGAACCCCCAUCCGAAUUGAGAACCCCAACCAGUUCGUGCCCCUCUACACGGACCCACAGGAGGUGCUGGAGAUGAGGAACAAGAUCCGGGAGCAAAACCGCCAGGACGUGAAGUCGGCCGGGCCCCAGUCACAGCUUCUGGCCAGCGUGAUCGCCGAGACCAGCCGCAGCCCCUCCACAGAGAGUCAUUUGGGGGAUGCGGAGGCCAAAGAGGCAUCACGGGAGGAGGCACCCCCUGAGCCGGAGCCCCCGAACCCCUUCAGCCAGCUCACCGACCAGGAGCUGGAGGAGUACAAGCAGGAGGUGGAGAGGAAAAAAAUGGGGCUGCAGGGCGAGAAGGACGCUGCGGCAGAGGAGAGCCAGGCUACCCCCACCAAAUCGCCCCCCGCCUCCCCAGCGCAGAGCCCGCCCGCAGCCCCGGCAGAGAGCCCGGCCGCCACGACUGUGGAGCCCCCGGAGGGUGACAAGACGGCGAACGGCGGCCAAGCACUGGCUGAUUCUGCCACUGAGAAGGUGCCGCCGGUGGUGAACAGGAAAGAUGAGGAGCAGAGCACCGAGGAAAGCCUGGGCAAAGGGGGGGGCCGGACGACCUCCCCUGCCAAAGCUGACCAGGAUGCCCCCAAGGAGAAGGAGACGGUGACCAGCAGCCCCGUCUCCCCCGAAGGUUCACCCUCCAAAUCGCCCUCUAAGAAGAAGAAGAAAUUCCGGACCCCAUCUUUCCUGAAAAAAGGCAAAAAGAAGGAAAAAAUCGAAUCUUGAGUCUCCUCCGAGGCCUCCCGCUGCAGCGGCGGCUGGGAACCUCUCUGGACAGAGGCGCCGAGGCCGAGGGACGGCUCCUGCGUCGUGCGUCUGGCCGAGGCGCAGCCGAAAACCCCGGAGGCGAGUUGUUUUCUGGGGACCCCUGGCACGAGGCACCUCGUCCCCUGUCACCCGCUUUUGGAGGCGGUCACCGAGCUUAUGAAAGAUUGUGGCCCCUGUUUGCCGCUUGGGGAAAUACCCGCUGCGAUCUCCCUCCUCCCACGAGCUCUCCCUUCUCCCUCCUGGGCACCAGCCCCUUCCCACAUGUGGGAUGAGGGUUGUUUUUUUCUCACCCGCCGCUUGCAGAGCCCUCGUGAAAUGUGGGGCGCAGCCCGGAACCGCUUGGUUUGAGGAAGAAAAGGGUGUUUUGUUGUUAUUUUUUUUUUUUUUUACCUUCUGUUUCAAGCUCCGCUGGAAUGGCGUUGGCUUCACCCCCAAGGCAAAAUUGUUCGCCGCUUCGCCAGGGGAAUCGGCUCAAGCCGAACGUGGCGGGAUUGCUCUCCCUGAAGGAGAGGCCGAGGCGCUGGGCCUGGGAGCCUUUCCUUUCUGGAUUGUAAUCUUCCUCUCCCUGAGCCGAAGAGCCACCUUCAGUCCCCUCUCCUGGUGCCACCGUCUCACGUAUUCACCCUACGAGGAUUCCACGGCACUGGGAGAGCCCCUGCUGCACCACACGAACCGCACCUGAGAAGGGAGAAGAAAAGAGCCUCCGGGAAGUGUCUGUGUUAUUUAAAACUGAGCAAAACUUCACUCACUAAGUGCUACUUCGGGAUGAACACACGCUGCCGAUUCACUUCAGCCAGAGGCACUGCCAACGCCGCCACCCCCCCGUCCCCACCACCAUGUCCCGGCGACGCCGGCGCGCGCGGCCGUGGCUGCGCCAGGUCUCCGCUCGCACCGACCCUGGGCUCAGCGAACGCCCGUCGGCGCGGCCGAGGCCGGAUCGUUGCUUUUCCCCAGCUCUGGACUCCCGAGCACAAGUUCAAAUCCUCCUUGGUGUUUCCUUCCCACCCAGCCUCCCCUCCCUGCCUCCAGCGCUCCGUACAGCAACACGACCAUCCUCACAACCUCCCGGCUGUGCCCGACGGGAAGAAGAAAACCAGCGAUGCUGAUUUGCCCCACAGCCACUCCAACGCUGGUAUUUAGGGGACAAAACCAACGGGAUCAGCCCGUAACCCACAGGGGUUUGCCGUCUGCCUGCAUGAGCUUCCCUGCCACAGCUCAAGCGCCCACCAGGUUCUGUCUGCUGGGGGCUUGGUCUGUAGUGGGGAGCCCCAGAACCCCCCCUCCAAGGGCACUGGCUUUCCUCACCCCAAUAUGAUUUUCCCAUGUGCCACAACCAUGUUUUCAAAGCCUUCCCACUGCUGCGAGGCAGCUCUUGGUUUUUGCUUUCUCCUCCGGAAGAGCAGAAAGCUCAUGGGCCAGGCAGAAAUUUUGGGGGUGAGGACAUGGGGCAGAGCGGGGUGCAGGCAGGGAGCUGUAGGUCAAAGGGAAGAGCUUUGUAAACAAAGGUUGGUUUCCUCUGCGGGGCUGCGAUUAUUAGGUGUGCUAGGCAAAUUCUGAAUCGAAAAGUAAAGCGUGAAAACCUUUUAAAAAGUGCAAAAAAAUACACACCUGGCAGGCAUGUUGCUGGAGCCCCGGGGCUGUCCUGAAGCCCGGUGUUCGGGAAGAGCCCAGCCCAAUGUCCACACCGAGCUCCAUCACUGGGGUUAGAGCCACAGCUCCCCACCAUGCUCCUGCGAGGACCGGGGAGGGGGGGAAAUGGGGGACGCUGAGCUCCUAAAUUCACCAUCUGCAACGGAGGGCAGGAACACCAGCCCCCCAUGCUCGUGCCUAUAUUCAGUGUCUCUUUGGCAGCCAGCCUUUGAGACAAAAACCACAGCUCUGUAACCAUUUCCCAUGGGGUGUUGCUCACUGCCACUGAUUUUAAGGCUCUUUGAGGCCGUUUUUGCCGUCCAGCCUGUCCCUCUGCACGACCCAGGCCAGAAGAGCUCCCGCAGGGAUGGGUGCGUUGCAUCCCCAAGACGGCACGGUCGCUCCCGGGGCGAUAACCUGAAUUACAACACUGCCGCACAGCCCAACGCCGGACCGGCCAGCAUUCCCGUGGGGAGGCUGCAGCCCCUCUUUCUCCAAGGGUCUGUCCCCAGGGGCUUUGUGACCCUUUUUCUCCAAAGGCCAGGGGUUUUGCAGAGGAGAUGGGGAUUUAUUUCCCCGCUCUGUGGAAAUCCCGGGUGCAUUAGGCGCCUUAUGCAGCGUUGGGAAGCGAGAGACGCUGGUGCCUUCAGCAGGGAGGAAGGCUCAAACGGCCACCACCGUGACGUGCAUCCUCGCCGCUUAGCUAGAAGAAAACAGACACAGGAUCAUCCCCUCCAGAUAACUUUUUCCCACCUCUCCCCUGCCAGCGUUUUGCCCCUGGCUCGCUGCUUUCUUCCCACCUCUUUUUGGCAAGGCUGCCCAAACCCAAGCACCCCGGCCCAGGUUUUGGGUGUGGGUUUUCCGCAGCGGGGAAGCAGGGGUGUAUCCCUGGCUGCCGGCUGCGGGUCAAAGCGUCGAUCCAGCGCCCCCGAGACGUGCCGAUCACCGCCCGUGGCCCGCGUGCUCGUCGCCCUCCGUAUUUCCACCAAGAUGAGAGGCCAGGUUUCCAUCUUGGGCCAAGGCGCCGCCGGGGUUUCAACCGGAUUCGGCGUGAGGCUGGCAGACACCCCGCAGACCGGGCUCCGGUGAGGCUGCGGCUGCUGAACACCCACCGAAAAGGGGCUGGGGGGUGGCUGGCUGCCCCGGCGGCCCGAGGGGAGCGCGGGCGACCGCCGGUGUCUGACAAUCGUCGCUGGAAAGCGCUGUGUAACGCCUUGUCUGUAAAUAAACCCCGUGUUUGGCACCCGCCA